AUGUCACGUUUUGCUACCGCCGUAUCAACCGGGCAAGCCUUAAAUGUGCCCAUGAACAAGGCUGGCUUUGUUUCCUUCAUCAAUGAUGGGAAGAAAGCCAUUGGCACAGGUAAUUUAAAUGGCUGCACCGCCAUUAUGAUCGUUUCGAAGAGAGGUGCAAUCCUAGCCCAUAUUUCCCCCCUACCAUAUCCGACAACGGAUGCCCAGGCUGCCAAAAAUCACACACGGGAGCAAAUGGGGAAGCUCCUCGAUAUACUGCGGAAUGAGAAGGACUUUCGUCUAGCUCCAGAUGUCAAAACCUCCGGCAUAGUGUGUGGCGUCUUCGAAGGCACUAUCGCUUUGCCAGAUCAGAAGAAUCUCAUUGAGGAUAUUCUUUUGGAGAACCUGGAGGACAAUCCAAUGCCCAGGGUUCUUAAAUAUAAUAUACAAGAGCCUGCUGCCAGGUCACCUGCUGCAGGCACGGUUUUUAUUGACGGAAGUGGCCCGGAACCGAAAGUGUAUUUAGAAGAUGUAGACCAGGGGUGGUUUUGA
Messenger RNA from Aspergillus affinis, 531 nucleotides. RefSeq lists its product as uncharacterized. The coding region runs from base 1 to 531 and encodes 176 amino acids. The transcript has a single exon. The record is from RefSeq and is a predicted model, not a curated record. NCBI's taxonomy places the organism in Eukaryota, Fungi, Ascomycota, Eurotiomycetes, Eurotiales, Aspergillaceae.